AUGGCUAAACUUACUGAUUACGUGGCGGACCAGAAACGAGAAAUACAGCAGUAUGUUGACCAGCUUUCCAACACUGACAUUCCUAAAAUCAAGGACGACAUUCAUGAGAGCGAGACAAACGGUGGAGAUAUGGGGUUUGUUUAUGUGUGUAAAUCGUGUGAGGACCAGUUAAAUUGUACUAACUGCAUAACGGACAGUCACAACGGUCACAAAACGAAUACAAUGACUGAAUACCUGGCGGACCUGCAGCAGUAUGCUGACAAGCUUUCCAACACCGACAUUCCUAAAAUCGAAGAGGGUAUUCGUGAAAGCGAGACAAACGGUGGAGGAUAUCAGAAAAUCAUCAGUGACAUUAAACGUCAGGGGAAACAGAUGAAAGACAACAUCGACAAUGCAAUUGACUGGUUUGUGAAGAUGUGUACCGAGCUAGAGAAACUGAAUACAAGUAUUUCUGAGAAAAACAAAACUGCACUAACCAAACAUCUGAGAGAGGACCUAAAACCAAAACUGGAAAGAUGCCAGCAGGUACUGACAUCCAGUAUACCCGUUGACGUCACAACAUUAGCGCGGGAAAUCAGGAAUACCUCAAUUGACCCACCAUCGCUUGGGCGUUUGCAGGCAGUGGAGUUUAAAAUCGGGACCAUCUCCACGGAACUCCUGGAACGCAUGAUUGGUAAGAUACUCGUCGACGGAGAAGACCAGUCGUACAAAAAGAUUCCGAAACCUGUGGUUCUGUCCGAGUUUUCGUGA
Pecten maximus is the source of this 750-nucleotide messenger RNA. RefSeq lists its product as uncharacterized. Lineage: Eukaryota; Metazoa; Mollusca; Bivalvia; Pectinida; Pectinidae. The record is from RefSeq and is a predicted model, not a curated record. The transcript has a single exon. Bases 1 to 750 code for a protein of 249 amino acids.